AUGCUGCACGGUCAUUGUAAAAAUGGCGGCUCGUAACGUCGUUGGAAAAGGAAAAAACAACUUGAAAUGGUCCUUAGAUUUAACUUUAAAACCAAAGCAUAUGGCAAUAGAGAGGUCUCAUCAAAAUACAGAUCUAGCUGCUCCUGCAGGAUUUACUAAUAAACAAUUGACAAAUACGGAUGCUCACGAAAUCGACACUAAUUUAGUAACCAAGAAAUCUUGGGACAUUGCAAUUGGUCCACUGAAACAGAUACCAAUGACUUUGUUUAUCAUGUACAUGGCAGGCAAUACAAUCUCUCUUUUUCCCAUUAUGAUGGUGGGAAUGAUGUUCUUAAAACCUGUCAAAGCUUUAAUUUCUAUAUCAUCAGCAUUUGUGACAUUGGAAGGUGAUCAGUCGUUUCUCAUGAAGAUUAUUUAUUUACUGGGAAACAUUGCUCUUCUUUUAUUGGCUCUUUACAAAUGUCAGUCAAUGGGACUUUUACCAACAUCACCGUCAGAUUGGAUUGAAUUUGUGGAACAUAAAGAGAGACUUGAAUACUCCGGUGGUGGUAUGACUCUUGCUUAACAAACUUUGUAAAUUUUCAUCGUUUCAUGUUUCCUUGAAGAAAACAUGAGUUAAACUUUUCCAAUAGUUGAAAAAUGUACAUAAAUUGAAAAUUUUGGGAAAAUUAAAUAAUUAUUUAAUCCAAGAGAUUUAUUUUGAUAGAUGAUGAUGUAUUCCUAAUGGAGGAUGAUGUAUGCCUAAUGGAUGAUUAUGUAUACUUAAUGAAUGAUUAUGUAUAACUAAUGGAUAAUGAUGUAUACCUAAUGGAUGAUUAUGUAUACCUAAUGGAUGAUGUUUUACCUUUUAAUUUCUUCUUUUUGUUAUCAGACUUUCGAAAAGACUAGAAAAUAAUAUAAUAACAGUUACAAUAUUAAUUGUAGAUAUAGUUACAACAAUUUACUCUGGUUCUUUAAAAAAUGAUAAACAAUCAAAGAGUAAUUCUAACCCGUGA
Messenger RNA from Xenia sp. Carnegie-2017, 995 nucleotides. Its product is annotated as ER membrane protein complex subunit 4-like. Gene Ontology annotation, biological process: protein folding in endoplasmic reticulum. The coding region runs from base 23 to 565 and encodes 180 amino acids. NCBI's taxonomy places the organism in Eukaryota, Metazoa, Cnidaria, Anthozoa, Malacalcyonacea, Xeniidae. The record is from RefSeq and is a predicted model, not a curated record. The transcript is spliced from 6 exons. Gene Ontology annotation, cellular component: EMC complex.